UCUUUUCGUGGCUCUUUGGGAAAACUCUUGGGCAGCUUGCCAAACGCUCAUAUAGAGGCCAGACGCGAGGAAAACUCUGCUUAUCGAUUACGCACGUAACACAUUUGCCCCACAGUCGAAGAGCAAAAGGUUCAAGAAAUCCACCGAGCCAAACAUUAUUUCUGCUGCCGAAUGAUAAUGGAGAUGAUAAUGAGGCUGUAACUGGGCCACAAGAGACCAGACCGAAAGGAAGUGCCAGUCAAGAGCGGAAAACCAGCAACCAGAGUGGGUAGGGACCAGAGGAGGAGCAGCCAGGACCAACCAGCAGACACCAUCCGAGUUCAAGGAACCGGCGGACAAUGAAUCCCUACACAGCGGGUGGCGGAGGAGCCAAUCCUUUUGGAGCUCCGGCCGGAGGUGCUGGAUUUGGCCAGCAGGGCUACGCCUACGAGCAGCAGGCAACAGGUGGCUACGACCAGGGAAUGAAUUACGGCAAUCAGCCGCAGCAGCAGGCAGCCGGAUACGGACCACCUGGAGCCAGACCACGGGUGGAUGUGGAGGCCAGUGGCGAGGUGGAUCCCAAUUUGUAUCCUGAGGCCAAGGAGUCAACGCACAAAGUUCGCGGCCACUCGGACAUCCUGGAAAUGUUCUUCGGGGCGAGCACGGAGCGUGAGCUGAUUCCCGUGAAGAGUUUCUACUUCUUCUUCUACGCCGCCUUUGGAUCACUGUUUCCGCUGAUGGGCGUGUACUUCAAGCAGAUGGGCAUGAAUCCAGGCCAAUGUGGAAUCCUGGUGGGCAUGCGGCCCUUCGUCGAGUUCCUCUCGGCCCCGUUUUGGGGCUCCUAUGCGGAUCGCUGUCGCCAGGGCAAGAGGUUGCUACUGGGCUCACUGGCCUGCUGGGUCCUCUUCACCAUUCCGCUGAGCUUCAUCCGGCCGGAGGCUAUAAACUGCAUCGAACGCCGGAAUUCCACGGACUUUGUGCUGACAUACACUCGAACCAAACGCGAUCUGACGGCCCAGUAUGUGCCGGAGCAGUUGGAUCUGGGAGCCGGGACCAUGCCAGCGGAUGAGGCUCUGGAGGAGGCAGAGGCAUCCCACAGCCGCCACAAGAGAUCCCUGCUGCUGCCCAGAAUCGAUGCGGGCAUCUCGCCGGUCCACAUCAACUUUGUGAGCAACUACGAUGACAAGUACCACCGGGAUUACGUGACGCCCAUCUUUAGUUCCAUGGUCUACAGGACUCCGGAUAUCCAAAAGGCCUUCUUCCUGCUGCUGCUGGUGAUCCUCAUUGGCGAGUUCUUCAGCGCCCCGGCGAUCACUUUGGCGGACUCGGCCGUGAUCACGUUGCUGGGCGAGGAUGCGGACAAGUACGGACACCAGCGAAUGUUCGGGUCCCUGGGCUGGGGCAUCUCCAUGUUCCUGGUGGGCAUCGCCCUGGACCACUCCACCUCGUUCUCGAACCACCCGUGCGGGGCCGGCAACAAGGAGAAGAACUACAACAUCUGCUUCUCCAUCUUCUCGGUGCUGAUGACCUGCGCGAUAAUCUCCGCCUCGAAGAUCACCUUCAAGUACGACCCGGUGGACGAGCAGCUGGCGUCGCAGCAGCAGACGCAGUUCGUGGACCCCAACAAGCGGGCCGAGGAGGAGUCGAUGAACCAGUUGGCGGCCCAACUGAACCUGCCCUCGCUGGCCGUUGGUAGCGGCAGUGCCGCCUCGGGUGCCGGUGCCGGUGGCGUCAGUAGCUUCCUGGCCGCCGGCCAUCAGCCACAGCCGCACAUUGGGGCCGAGUCCAAGGUCUUCGCCCAGACGGCCAAGGAGCUGCCCGAGUGGAUGACCGUGCUGACCCUUAAAGACCUGAAGACCGCCUCCUUCCUGUUCGUUGCCUGGUUCAUGGGCUUUGGCAUUGGCCUGAUCUUCACCUUUCUGUUCUGGCAUCUGCAGGACUACGGCGGCACUCCCACCCUCUUCGGUGUGGCGUCCGUCAUCAAUCACGUGUCCGAGAUCUUUGCCUACUUCUUCAGCUUCCGUCUGAUCACCCAAAUCGGUCAUGUCAAGGUCUUGUGUCUGGGAUUGAUAGGUAAUGUGCUGCGCUUCCUUUAUAUUUCGUACCUGACCAAUCCGUGGAUGGUGCUGCCCUUCGAGCUGAUGCAGGGCAUCACCCAUGCUGCCGUGUGGGCAGCCUCCUGCUCGUACAUUGCCCACAAUACCCCCAAGCAUCUGCGAGCCUCGGCUCAGGGCGUCCUCCAGGGCAUCCACCACGGAUUGGGGCGUGGCUGCGGCGCCAUCAUUGGCGGCAUGUUCGUCACCUACUACGGUACUACUACUACCUUCCGCUGGUACGGCAUAGCCUGCCUCUUCGUUCUCGGCUUCUUCAUCUUCGUCAACUUCUACCGCAAGGAGCAGGGCUUCAUCUCCGAAAUACCCGUCACCGAGGAUCCGCAUCAGGUGGCCGAGGAGACCUCGCAUUUGGCUCCUCAUGGGGUUCCCAGCAAUCCAAUUCCACGGGCUCUGUCCAAUUCGCGGCUGAACGAGAUGAAUCCGAACGGAGGACCCUAUGGCACCUACCAGACCACUGGCGGCAAUCUGGACAUUCCCGGAGCCAACCAGCACAAUCCAUUCGCUCAGUAAACGGGGACAACCAGUAGUCGGCUCACUCAGGCCAUCUUCACACUCAUAGAACUAAAACGAACAAAGUAUAACCGCAAACAUAUCUUGGACAUUGGCCUGCAAUAUGAAUUGCAUAACUGCAUUGCUUUAUUUUGAUUUGUUGGGCAAUCAACAUACGAUCUACACAUAGCAUAGCAUAUACAUAUACACAUAUAUAUUUUAUAUAGGACAUGCCACAUAGCCAGCAUAAAUGUUCCGUAUGAGUUAGAUUGGUUACAGUCGAUGGAGUGGGGUAAAUCGAAACGAAUUUUCACAUAGCAGCUUAGCAAUAUUUAUAGGGCAAUAUAUGUGUGCGUACGGAUAGAUGUAUAUAUAUAUUGUGCCGAUCUAUAAUAUUUAUAGGCCUUUUUUAUAUCAGUUGCAUGGCGCCGGGCGGAGAUUAUCCUCACGGUUUGUUUUUUUUUCAUUUAAAAAUAUGCCGAGUUUGUUGCCUGCUUUUGGGCGAUUACCAAGCAAAUCACACACACGCAUGGGUUACCCCCCGAAUCACACAUAAAGUACCUAUACAUCUAUGCAAAUAGCAACCUAAACCGAGAUUGAAAACACAACAAAUAAAAACACCAAUAGAAAAUGUGAAUACGGGGCGUUUCAAGGCUACAGGACAUCGGGAAGCAGUGCGAGCUGCUUCGUUUAGCCGCAGUUGAUUAUGACUAUGAUGUUCACCAUACUAUUUUAUAGUAUUAAUUUAGAUUAUCCCUUGUCUUAUGGCUUUGAAACGCACCGUAUGGGUUUCCCAAUAAGUUAGGGGAGUUCUUGUAAAGGAAAAAAUAAUUAGCUAAUUUGGAAUUAAAUUGUUUUACAAGUUAAAUGUUUUUCAAUUAAAUCGUUGUGUUCUUGGUUUCACAUAUUUUAAACGUUUAAGAACUUUUUAUUUCUUUAGAAAUUGGAGAUAAAUUGUCGUUCCCGAAAUUGUCCCUUGCAAUAUAACAAAGAACAAAAUUAAGUAAUUUAAUGGAAAUAUGAAAUAUAAAUGUAGUUGCAUUAAAAAAGAAUUUGAACUAAACUUGAACUUAAAGAAAUUUAGAGAUGAGAACAAACAAAUAAAGCCUAAAACUAAAAUCAAAUGUUGUAACGAAUGAUAUUAUGGAAAUCCGCCUCAUUGCAAUCAACUGUUGAAUAUUUUAAUUUUACACAAAAAUAUACUAACAAAAUGACAUAUUUUGACAUACCUAAGAAGCAUAUAAAAUAGAAAUAUAAAAAUAAAAAUAAAUAUACGUUUAUAUAGUAUAUGAAAGUUGACGCACCAAAGUGAAAAAGCAAACUAAACUAACUGUAUCUGUACCUAAGAAAUAUUUUUUCCUGUUUUCAGCUCGACGAUAAAUUAAGCUAAUAUAGCUUAUCUCUCGCUCGAUAUACAAAAACAUUAAUAUAUAAAAUACUGUAAACAUUAUAUUUAAAUAUUGUUGAUAGCAAAUUUGAUUGAAUAUUUUCUAGUAACGAUACGCUAGUUCUUGUGUACAGCACCAUAUUUCUUGAGAUCUUUCGGGUAGAUUAACCUUAGUAUUAUGCAUUCUGUACAACUGCACUCACAGUUAUGUUUGUUGAGCCGAUACUUAAAGAAAACUUUCUCUAUAUAUAUAUAAAUUGAAGCAUCAUACUCAUAUAUGGUAUACACUUAUAUAAGAAUGUACAAGUAUUAUACACAAAGCGCAUACAUAUGAUACAAAGGAUACAAUACCCAACCCGAAAACCAAAACACACAGAAUAAGAAAGUUAAAGUGAAAAUGAA
Drosophila gunungcola (fruit fly) is the source of this 4371-nucleotide messenger RNA. RefSeq names its product major facilitator superfamily domain-containing protein 6-A (gene jef). Gene Ontology annotation, cellular component: membrane. NCBI's taxonomy places the organism in Eukaryota, Metazoa, Arthropoda, Insecta, Diptera, Drosophilidae. The record is from RefSeq and is a predicted model, not a curated record.